CUUAGUGAGGUAAGAAACCUAGAUGUUGUUACUUGUACUCAACACAUGUUACAAGGGAACAGUACAUUGUCUACUGUAGGAGGUUUAGCAGUGGCUGUUCCAGGAGAACUGAAAGCUUAUUGGUUAGCACAUCAGAGAUAUGGGAAGCUCAACUGGUCAGACCUUGUAUUACCGUCUGUGAAGAUAAGUCGUGAUGGAUUCAAGAUUGGAAAGCACUUAGGGAGAAAUAUUAUGAGGUUCAAAGAUGCGAUCAUGUCAGAACCAUCUUUGAGGGAAGUAUUUUUUAACAAUGCAACUGGAGAUGUCUACAAAGAGGGAGAAAUGUUGAAGAGACCUGUGCUGGCAGCAACGCUACAGAAGAUAGCCGAGAACGGGGCUGAUGAGUUAUACAGUGGAGAGACUGGAAGAAACCUUGUCAAGGACAUCCAGGGAUUUGGAGGUAUCGUAACAAUGGAAGAUUUACGGAGUUAUGAAGCAAAAGUGAAAGAUGCCAUUCCCAUUCAGUUAAAAGAUGGAGAAACAUUAUAUUCAGUCCCACCACCAGGAUGUGGAACAUUGGUUGGGUUUAUUCUGAACAUCCUAGCUGGUUUCAACAUCACUAACAAGGACGUGGAUGACGUGAAGAGCAGUGUUCUCACAUAUCACCGGAUGGUGGAAGCAUUUAAAUACGCAUUUGCAAAAAGAACCUAUUUAGGGGACGAGGAUUUUGUUAACGUUACAAAGAGAACAUACAUUCAUUUGAUAGUACAAAAACAGGUUCGACAGAAGAUUUCCGACGUCGAAACAUUUCCUCCAGAAAACUACGGUGGGUUUUUUUAUGGUGUAGAAGAUCAUGGAACUGCUCAAGUAACUGUCGUGGAUGCCGAGGGAAAUGCCGUGUCUGCCUCCAGCACUAUCAAUACACAAUUUGGAUGUAAAAGAAGAUCUUCGUCAACAGGAAUUAUUCUAAAUAAUGAAAUGGACGAUUUCUCAUCACCAAACGUGACCAAUUUCUUUGGAAUUCUUCCAUCUCCAGCAAAUUUUAUCAAACCAGGAAAACGCCCCUUGUCAUCUAUGAGUCCGUCAGUUGUCUUAGAUAAAGCUGGUCAACUUAAAACUGUUAUUGGGGGCGCUGGUGGUUCUCGCAUAAUCACAGCAGUUUCUCAGGUCUUGCUUAGAUCAAUGUGGCUGAACAACAGUAUUAAAGAGGCUAUUGAUGCUUUGAGAAUACACCACCAACUUUAUCCCGAUACUGUGUUCCACGAGAAACAUUUCCCUCAAAUUUAUUUAGAUGGCUUGACUAGACUUGGGCAUAAUACUGCUUUGGACUCGGAACAUACUCAGGUUCAAGGGAUCGUUAAAGAAUCGAACGGUAAACUCUCUGCCAACAUUGAUUACAGAAAAGAUGCAUCGAUGAUAGGAUUUUAACGUUCGUUUAUCACUGAUACGCAUAUUUUGAAAUUUUAUUAUGUUUGUGAACUAUUUCAUGUCAAUAUAAUAAAUACAGACACA
Messenger RNA from Limulus polyphemus (Atlantic horseshoe crab), 1491 nucleotides. RefSeq names its product gamma-glutamyltranspeptidase 1-like. Lineage: Eukaryota; Metazoa; Arthropoda; Merostomata; Xiphosura; Limulidae. The record is from RefSeq and is a predicted model, not a curated record. Gene Ontology annotation, biological process: glutathione catabolic process. The transcript has 9 exons. Gene Ontology annotation, molecular function: glutathione gamma-glutamate hydrolase. Gene Ontology annotation, cellular component: plasma membrane. The annotation marks the transcript as partial.